Molecule: messenger RNA, 1494 nt
Organism: Myotis myotis
Lineage: Eukaryota; Metazoa; Chordata; Mammalia; Chiroptera; Vespertilionidae
Product: cytokine receptor-like factor 2
Biological process (GO): cytokine-mediated signaling pathway
Cellular component (GO): external side of plasma membrane
Molecular function (GO): cytokine receptor activity; protein binding
Source: RefSeq, a predicted model, not a curated record
CCGCCUCCAUCCCCCCCUCCCUCCCUCCCGCGCCCCAGGAUGACCCGUGCGCUCCCCGCUUGGGCGCCCGCGGCGGUCUUCCUCCUGGCACAUCUCAUAGGAGCCGGGGGCGCCUUCGAGCAUCAGAUCAUCAACUUUAAUUUCCAAACCGUGCAGGUGACCUGGGACGCAGGCCCGCCCUCGGGGACCAACCUGACUUUUCUCUACGGAUUUAAGGAGAAGAAUGACAGUGAAUGCCCCAACUACCUCCUUCAGAACGGACGCCGGGUUGGCUGCCUCCUGGUGGCCGAAGGCGAUACGAUUCUCAACUUUUCCGUCUGGAAUGGGACCCAGUGCCUCAAGAACAGGAGCCUAUGGAUCUCCGAUUAUUGGAGCCCACCCCUGUGCCCUCUCCCCUCCUCAGUGAAACCCAGCUCGCCGAGGGGUCUGCGUGUCCUGUGGCGUGAGGAGGCCGUGACGGUGACGUGUCCCGACCUGCCCUGGAAGGGCCUCCUGUACGAGGUUCAGUACAAGAGCUCCUUUGAUGGGGAGUGGCAGCCAAAGGCAGAAAGUACCUGCAACGUGACCAUCCAGGACUUGGAUGCUGAGAAAUGCUACUCCUUUCGAGCCAGAGUGACCGCCAUGAAGUCCUCCUAUGGCUCCACAACGUACCCCAGCGACUGGUCGGAGGUGAUCCACCAGCAGAGGGGGCAGCUACGAGAUUCGUGCCAGGAGGAACGGGUUUUCUCCAAAUCCGUUUUGAUUUAUGGCCUGGCCGCCCUCCUGCUCCUGCUCCUCCUCGUCCUGUGUGUGUGGAAACUCCAGAGGGUGAAAAGGCUGCUGAUGCCCAGUGUCCCGGACCCCAAGGCCACCUUCGCGGGGCUGUUUGAGUCCCACCACGGGAACUUCCAGGAGUGGAUUAAGGACACGCAGAACCUCACCCACUUGCAGAAGGUGGAGGACCGGGAGCCGGAGGAUGUGCUGAUGGAGGGCUUGGAAGUCCAGCCGUCCAAGGUCGAGGCCGAGACUCCUGUGACGACGAUGGCGGGCCCCCCGGGCCUGCAGACGGUGGAGAAGGAAACCUCUGGGACGCCCAGCCAGCUCCCAGGCCGGCCCCCACAAGGAGAAGAGGUGCUCGCCCUGGGCGGCUAGGUUACGAUGAGUGACAACUCUUAUGUGAUGCUCUGAGGGGGUGCGAAUUAAAAGCCAGCAUCUCGUCUGUGUUGACAUGGAAAGACCGAGGGGAACUUGUUGGCGACUCAGAGUUCACCCCCAGGAAAGGGGCACCCCUAAGCAAUAAUGCCAACACUUUGGGGGGUCACUAGAGACCCCCCACCCCCACCCGAUUGGGCCAACCAAUGGGUUUUACCCCUCACAGGUGUCAGUACUCAAGAGGUUGAAGGCGGACUCGUUGAAGGUGGGAGAGGAUUGAUUAGAGUGUUCCUUUAAAAAUACAUAUACAUUUUACUGAUUUCAGAGAGGAAGGGAGAGGGAGAGAGAGAAACAUCAUUGAUG